CUAGACCCAGAGAGCCUGGAGGAGGAGCCUCUGCCAGAGUGCAGAGAAGCAGGCCUGUGCCUCCCCAAAGGCAGCUCCUGGGGACUCCCAGGACCGCAGGCUGAGACGAGACGCAGGGUGGCUGGAGGAAGUGAGAGGUGAACUCAGCCCGGGACCAGGUGGGCGAGACUCUCCACCUGCUCCCUGGGAUCGUCGCCCACCAUGGCUGUGGCCCAGCAGCUGCGGGCCGAGAGUGACUUUGAACAGCUUCCGGAUGACGUUGCCAUCUCAGCCAACAUCGCCGACAUCGAGGAGAAGAGAGGCUUCACCAGCUACUUUGUUUUCGUCAUCGAGGUGAAGACCAAAGGAGGAUCCAAGUACCUCAUCUACCGCCGCUACCGCCAGUUCUAUGCUUUGCAGAGCAAGCUGGAGGAGCGGUUCGGGCCAGAGAGUAAGAGCAGUGCCCUGGCCUGUGCCCUGCCCACGCUCCCAGCCAAAGUCUACGUGGGUGUGAAACAGGAGAUCGCUGAGAUGCGGAUACCUGCCCUCAACGCCUACAUGAAGAACCUGCUCAGCCUGCCAGUCUGGGUGCUGAUGGAUGAGGACGUCCGGAUCUUCUUUUACCAGUCACCCUACGACGCGGAGCAGGUGCCCCAGGCACUCCGCCGGCUCCGCCCACGCACCCGGAAAGUCAAGAGCGUGUCUUCACAAGGCACCAGCAUUGACAGCUUGGCAGCUCCGAGAGCAGAGGCCCUAUUUGACUUCACUGGAAACAGCAAACUGGAGCUGAAUUUCAAAGCUGGAGAUGUGAUCUUCCUCCUCAGUCGGAUCAACAAAGACUGGCUGGAGGGCACUGUCCGGGGAGCCACAGGAAUCUUCCCUCUCUCCUUCGUGAAGAUCCUAAAAGACUUCCCUGAGGAGGACGACCCCACCAACUGGCUGCGCUGUUACUACUAUGAAGACACCAUCAGCACCAUCAAGGACAUCGCGGUGGAGGAAGAUCUUAACAGCACUCCCCUAUUCAAAGACCUGCUGGAGCUCACGAGGCGGGAGUUCCAGAGGGAGGACAUCACCCUGAAUUACCGGGACGCGGAGGGGGAUCUGGUUCGGCUGCUGUCGGAUGAGGAUGUGGCGCUCAUGGUGAGGCAGGCUGGCAGCCUCCCCUCCCAGAAGCGCCUCUUCCCCUGGAAGCUGCACAUCACGCAGAAGGACAACUAUAGGGUCUACAACACAAUGCCCUGAGCUGACACCGUCCCUGGAGCAGUGAGGGGUCACCAGCAAGAGCCUUCAGCCCUCAGAGGAGAUUAGGACCAGGAAAACCUGGGAGGAUGGGGCAGACUUCCCGUCUCCGAGGCAAAUGGACCCGUGGGGCUUGUAUUCUGUCUCUCUCUACCCUUUACAUCUGAUUUAAAUAAACCAUUCUAUCUCAAAGGGG
Molecule: messenger RNA, 1414 nt
Organism: Saimiri boliviensis boliviensis (Bolivian squirrel monkey)
Lineage: Eukaryota; Metazoa; Chordata; Mammalia; Primates; Cebidae
Gene: NCF4
Product: neutrophil cytosolic factor 4
Biological process (GO): phagocytosis; respiratory burst; superoxide anion generation
Cellular component (GO): NADPH oxidase complex; cytoplasm
Molecular function (GO): protein binding; superoxide-generating NADPH oxidase activator activity; phosphatidylinositol binding
Source: RefSeq, a predicted model, not a curated record